UCUUAACGUGUUUCCUUAUACCUAUCUGUGCAAAUUUGACAAACGUAGGAGCAAUCCGGAUGUUAGUCUCGGAUAAUCGGUAUCCCGUACUUUGGUCGGCGAUCCAGAGCAGCGCUACUGUAUCGUAGUCAUGUAGUGCCAGAGAGUACAAACUUUACCAGCUCUCCAGAUUUUGAUCGUUGUCAAACUCUGCCUUCCGCUCAAUCGGAUCCUCUUGUGUCUCGUAGAUCGCUGCAAUGCGAACCCAGAGGCUUACUUGGUCAUGUAAAAAAUCAUGUAAAGGUACGUAACUUUGGUGCAUCUAGAUAGUAUGCCCUUGCCUUGCAGAAUCGCUCUUGUUAAAGAUGACAACAAAGCCUUUUGUGUGUCAGCAACGACUCUCGCUACAAUAACCAAAGAAUUUACUUAUUGCGGGUAGUUGCAUAUUCUUCUUACACAACUACUGCAACAUUGCAGAACUGGUCUUGAUAUGUUCCACGGCCGUGCCAAGCUUCAACGUAUGAUUCAUGGAUAGCAACCUUGCAAAAUAUGCAAUUUCCCGUUCAAUGAUCAAGAGUUAGAUUCUGUGAAGUCGAAAAGGGUACGAUCCGCAUCUCAAUUUGUGGCGCCAAUCCUAGAAAGAAAAUCGUUGAACCGGUCAGCAAUGGUAUGGUAACUUAACGGAGAACUCUAAGAACUUUCAGAACGGGAGGGGUAGCUUAAACUGGAGAGUAGGGCUGCAUAACAACAUCAUUAAGAUUGUCUGUUGCUCAACGUUGAAGUAAGAUGGCAGCUUGCAGCUUUAGGUCUCGAGUCCGAGAUUGUAUGUGCUUGCUUGAUUGCUUGCUUGCCAAUCCAGAGAGCCAAGCGCUGAAGAUUCGAUAUAUCAAAAAGUAGGACAAGAUCGGAUAAGGUUGUGAGACGCCAAAUUUCAUCUUGUGGGUUUUAGAAACUUCUUCUUCAGAUGAUAUUUGUCUCUUCUCACGAACCUUUCAUCUCUAUUUCUCUUCUCUUCUUAUCUUUUUUGAAUGUUGGUGUUUCCCCUCCCCUCAGCCGACUUCAUAAGGAGCCGGAGUGUCAAAUUUAAAGUUGGUACUAGCGUCAAUUUUGGGACAGGAGGAAGAGAGAUAUUCACCAAGAGGGGCACAAUCUACAAAUUUACAUAUUCACAUUCGCAUUCACAUUCAAUUGGUUAUCUUUCAACUUCAACUUCAAAUUCUUUUCACUUCCAUCUCCGAGUUGUGACCUUUCCAUUAAAGAAGUUUUCUUUUCAAAAACUUCUUUCUAUCCAAAACAACAACCAACCUUUUUCUUUCCCCAAUUCAGUCAGUGUAUAACCAUAACAAAUAAUCACCAAAGAACACAAGUUAUCAGGACCUGAGAGUCAAGAUGGCUCCUUUGAUCGUUCCCCGUGGGGAUGUCUCUCCAUCAAAUUCUGAGCUCCUCCAUAAUACCAUUGGUUUUGUGAUUCCUUCUUUCAUCUUGUUUGGUUUCCGCAUUCUCAAUGCUACCUGGGUCAUGGCCAAGAUGAGAUUUGAAGAUUGGCUCAUGUGUGUCACAAUGUGCUUCUACACAGUGCUCUUAAUUUUGAUUAACGUUUCUGCUCGUUAUGAAACCAAUCUGUUCCCUCCAGAGCAGCUGGCUUCAAUCAUGGCUGACCCUGACGACGUGGCUUCGCGCAUUCAUGGCUCUAUCAUUGUCAUUCCGCUUGAACAAUGUAUGCUUGCUUCCACCUGGUGCGUCAAGGUUUGCAUUUGGCUCUUCUUGUGGCGUCUUUGUCGCAACCUUCCAAAUUUGCAAAUGGCACUCAAGAUCCUCAUGGGUUACAUUGCUAUUGGCUACGUCGUAAUCAUGUUCGUCUACUACGUUGGUGUCUGUCGUCCAUUCAAACAAUACUGGGCAGUUCCGGUUCAAGAUGAACAAUGUGCGACAUACCAGCAUUAUUCCAUCGUUCAAAUGGCUUUCAACAUCAGUUCAGAUUUUGGUUUGAUCCUCAUUCCACUCUGGAUGUUUUAUAUUGCACGUCUUCCACCUAUGCGCAAAGCUAUCUUGAUGGGCGUCUUUUCUCUCGCUGUCUUCACAAUUCUUGCAGCCAUCUUGAAUAAAUAUUACAACUUCUCUAGCCCUUUGACAACAACUUAUCAACUUUGGUACAUUCGCGAAUCUUCAGUUGCUAUCUGGGUCGGGAAUCUCAUUUGCUGCUGGCAGAUUGUUCAAAAGAUCUUCAAGGCUCGCUCUUUCGAUAAUCAAAAGGCAGAGAUUGAGAUGCACCCAGAGAUGAUUGCUCGUAUGCAAAAUCCUUCAAACUACACUGAGAAUGGUAGCCCAAAGCCAAAAGACUGGAUGGAUCAACUCAUUGCUCGUCGCAAGGCACUUGGGGAAUUUCUCUCUGUUGCUACCCGCUCACGUUUUACCAACCGUGCUUCUGGCCGCUCGGGAGAACCUUUGAACUCUUCGAGUGACCAAACUGCUCUUGCUAACUCUCGUGGAGAUCUUGUCUCUAUGAUGACAAUGGAAAAGGGUGACGAGGAUGCAAUAUCGCCAACUCUGGCUUACAGAGAGAACGAGAAAAUUGCUUAAGCAAUCUUCUCAUUCUUACCUACGUCACUCUAUAACUAACUCGACUUGAACUUUUCGAACUGGGCUAUGAUAGAACUGACCGCUUGGUACGCGUUAUGAUGUUUGAUGAUUUUACGAGUUCUGAUAAAAGAUGAUACACGGUGAUGAUUAGAAGAGGAGUUAGAAACGGAUGGUGGUUCAAUUACUUUACUUCUAUAGUUGAUGCUUUCGAAUCACCUGUUUUCUCUACAAGGAUUUUCCAUUGACUCUCCUGUACUUUGUAACUUUAGUUCACGAGUCGCGCGCGCAAAUGCUCAAAUAUGGUGGGAAUUCCCAUGUAUAAUAUAGUAUUCUAGAAAACUCUC
Messenger RNA from Botrytis sinoallii, 2903 nucleotides. RefSeq lists its product as uncharacterized. The coding region runs from base 1369 to 2559 and encodes 396 amino acids. Lineage: Eukaryota; Fungi; Ascomycota; Leotiomycetes; Helotiales; Sclerotiniaceae. The transcript has 6 exons. The record is from RefSeq and is a predicted model, not a curated record.